AUAAAAAGUAAAAACUAUGGAAAAUCCAAAAAGAAGCCAAAAACCCAAGCGACAGGUACAAAUAAAGCAACCCUUUGAAGGUGGUCUCAAACUUUUGACCGGUAGUGUACAUUUUAAAUAAAUGCUGACACGAUGGGAAAUGAUGCCUUUAUCGUACAUAGACUAUUUUUCCCAUAAACUAUUUUUAAUUUUAUUAUUGUUAAACAAAUUUUUACCUUUCCCACAACCCAUAUUCCACCCAACUCCCUCAGCAGCGUGAGGCCACACGAGAUAUGAUUUUUAAUAAAAGUUCAAUGCUUUGCCUCACGAGCUGAUAUUUGAUAUUUAAUAUUUAUGUAGACUGACCACUUUUUAGUUUGCUUUUGCAAACCUUUGGUCACUCUAAUCACUUAUCUUAGUUAUUCCCAAGUGAACACUUGUGUAUUUAAUUUAUUUAAUAAAAAUAUUAUAUAUUACCAUAAUUAUUUUGUGUUUUAAAGAACUUUAUUUGUGUAAACGAUUAGCGGUACACGGAACAAUCAACUCUGCAUUUUGGAUUGAGCAAAUAAAUCUCUUAAAUCAUACAAAAAAAAUAAUAUAAAAGUCGAAUGGAAACACACAAAACUUUCAAAACCACAAUAAAGCGCAAGGCAAAAAGCAUGCGAUGAAAUGAGUGCGCACACACCGAACAAGUUAAACAAGAAAAAAGUGCCUGCUUUAGAGCAUUUUGAGCGAAACUUACAAUUGGUUUUAUUGUUUCAUUCAAUCGUUAUUAGUCGUUUUCUGUAAAGUGCGCCAGUGACAUCAUCAUAAUUAUGUGGGACGUUGAAAAAUUAUUAGUUUUAAUUGAAAAUCGGCCACCGAUAUAUAAUUUUAAAUUAAAGGAACAUAGCGAUAAAUGCAUAAUAGAUAAAUUGUGGAUGGAAAUUGCUAAGGAAAUGAAAACUACAGCUGAAUGCAAAACAAAAUAUACAACCCUACGCAAUUCAUAUGCAAGAUAUCUCAGAGAAAACCCCCCACCCGGGGUUUCUGCAGCGAAAAAGAGGAAAAAAACAUGGUACCUAUCGGCGGCUAUGUCUUUCUUAAAGGAUCAUAUGAUGGUUAACAGAAGGAGCCGAAACAGUAUUGAUGCGGAUACAAUAGACAAUAACAGCUGCAGUUCAUCCUCAUCAAUUCCUAGCACAGUGCCUGAGUUUGAAGAAAAGGGCAGAUCAAUUAACUGUACUCCUUAUCCCCGUUGCAGUAAGGGCGAACAAUUAAAACCUGCAGACAAACUAAUAGCAGAACCAAUGGCUGAAUAUUCAACGACAAGACUUGAUAAAAGCGGAACUGAGGAUCCAAAUCUAACAUUUUUCAAAAGUGUGUUACCUGAUUUGAAAAAAUUAUCUGCCCAAAGGCAACGCAAGGUCAAACAAGAUUUUCUAUUUAAUCUUAAUAAGCUCUUAGAUGAUCAAGAAAUGGAGUUUUCGGAAAUAAAAUAUUGUAUUGAUUAAUAACAUGCAUGUAUAGAUGUGUUUAUUUUUGUAAAACUGUUUUUUUUUUUAAUAAAUGAAGAUGAUAAAAAGGA
Eupeodes corollae is the source of this 1546-nucleotide messenger RNA. RefSeq lists its product as uncharacterized. Gene Ontology annotation, molecular function: DNA binding. The coding region runs from base 795 to 1472 and encodes 225 amino acids. The record is from RefSeq and is a predicted model, not a curated record. Gene Ontology annotation, cellular component: nucleus; transcription regulator complex. Gene Ontology annotation, biological process: regulation of transcription by RNA polymerase II. The transcript is spliced from 2 exons. NCBI's taxonomy places the organism in Eukaryota, Metazoa, Arthropoda, Insecta, Diptera, Syrphidae.